This is a messenger RNA of Telopea speciosissima, 886 nucleotides long. RefSeq lists its product as uncharacterized. The transcript has a single exon. NCBI's taxonomy places the organism in Eukaryota, Viridiplantae, Streptophyta, Magnoliopsida, Proteales, Proteaceae. Bases 278 to 775 code for a protein of 165 amino acids. The record is from RefSeq and is a predicted model, not a curated record.
UUACCUGCUCCAAGUCUCCAACCCUUUAUUCUCAUCCUCUCUGUGUUAAAUCGUCGUCGUCUUUUGAGUCUUGUCUCUUCCAUCCAUCUUCCCCUUUGUAUUUUUUAAGGAUAUCUUUUUUCCAUUAAAGCUUUAUUUUUCUUUUUACAGUUUUAACCUCUAGGAGGGGUCCUUAAUGACAUUCACUUUUUACAGUAACCGAGAGGAGGGACCACAUUUUGGGCAGUUUCCUCUGUUGGGUUAAAAUUAGAGUAGAUUGACGCUUUGCUGAGGUGUCAUGAUUUCGACAGAGCGCUCGAUUCCAAUGACGGACCAGCCCCGUCGGGUUUUGACGCCCGGGGCGUCACGGAAACGGAAGGAUAGAGAAGGUCUUCUUCAAACAGACAAAUCGUCAACUCCAACCACCUCCAAGAUUAACCAGAUUCAGGAUCCAGAUCCGAAUCCGAAUCCGACUCCGGCUCCGACUCCGGUUCCUUCAUUGUCUAACCGGCUCUUAGCUGGCUACAUGGCCCACGAGUUUCUGACCCAGGGAACUCUCUUCGGCCAGAAGUGGGACCCGGCGGCGGCCACCGCGGAUAAAGCUGAGACGACGAAGAAGGUUACAAAAAAUAAAGCUGUAGAAGAGAAGGGAGGGAGGGAGGCGACGGCAGCAGCAGCGACGGGGGCGGCGGCGCAUCAGAGCUAUGCUGCGGUGGCGAAGAUGAUGAAGGUGGAUGGGACCCACAUACCGGGUAUUGUGAACCCGACCCAACUUGCGCGAUGGAUACAAAGGUAAAGAAAAGAGUGACGUUGUGGAAGCACGUGGAGGAUUAGUAUUGGAGGAAUGGUUGAUGCUGAUGCUCCACGUAAGAACGCACGCUUCUCGAUUGUUUCGCGCAUGCACUUC